Molecule: messenger RNA, 2151 nt
Organism: Halichondria panicea
Lineage: Eukaryota; Metazoa; Porifera; Demospongiae; Suberitida; Halichondriidae
Product: DBH-like monooxygenase protein 1
Exons: 13
Coding region: 81-1967 (628 amino acids)
Biological process (GO): norepinephrine biosynthetic process; dopamine catabolic process; octopamine biosynthetic process
Cellular component (GO): secretory granule membrane
Molecular function (GO): dopamine beta-monooxygenase activity; copper ion binding
Source: RefSeq, a predicted model, not a curated record
GUAAUUAUAAGAGCAGCUAGGAUUCAUUCACCAAUGUCUCAUCAGUUAUUAUUUUAUUUGCUCUUUAAGCACUAAAAAACAUGAAGACAUUUGCUUUACUUGCUCUUCUCCUCCCUGCUGUCCUGGCAGCCAAUAUUAACCUCUCCACCUACCCUCUGACUGCUGACCUGAGACCAGGGAGCUACAGGCUGCACUGGAGCUUUAAUGUUGAGGAGCAGAGCAUAAGGUUUGCAGUGAAUGUGAGCACCACUGGAUGGGUUGGACUGGGACUGUCUCCCACUGGAGGAAUGCCUAACUCUGACAUUGUCAUUGGAUGGGUCAACGAUCAAGGACAAGCCUUUUUGCAUGAUCGCUUUGCCACUGGAAGAAGCCUCCCACCAGUUGAUGCCAUGCAAGACUGGAUCCUUGAGGAUGGAGAGCAAGAGGAUGGAUUCACUAUUCUUGCCUUCAGAAGAAAUUUGGUUACUUGUGAUGAACAAUUUGACAGAGAAAUCCAGAGUGACACAGCUCGUAUGAUCUUCAGUUGGAAUGAUGCUGACCCUAUUGAUGACGACCCUAGUCAAGUGAUGUACCAUGAGACAAACCGUGGAUCAUCCAGUAUUAACCUGCUGGGAGGACAACAAGAAGUGCCGACUGAUCCGACUGAUCUGCAAUCCUUUGACAUCACUGUUGAUGCUAUUAGUGUUCCCAGCGAUAGCACUACCUACUGGUGCUCUGCAUUCGAGCUACCUGCAAAUGUUCAGAACCAAACACGUUUUAUCACAAAGGUGGCACCUAUUAUUGAUGAAGUAAAUAUGCAGAAUGUUCAUCAUUUCCUGAUCUACGAGUGCACAAACCUCAACAGCACCCUCACUGGCUACAGUGCUCCGUGUAGUGGUCCCGGGCGUGGAGUGACUGGUGAAAUGGUGGCUGCUUGCAUAUCCAGGGGUAUUUUAUUGGCUGCAUGGGCUGUAGGAGGAGGGAAAUUUGUAUACCCUGCUGACGUGGCAUAUCCGGUGGGUGGAGAUGGUAAUCCUCGCUUUGUUGUCAUGCAAACUCACUACGACAACCCUAAUCAACGCUCAGAUAUUGUGGAUAGCUCUGGUAUGAGUUUCUUCUACACAAGUACAGAGCGUACUUUCAGUGCAGGGACUUUGCAAUUGGGGCAUGCUGUUUCUUCAUCCAUGAUCAUACCCCCUGGAGCUCAAGACUACAGAGUGUUUGGGGAGUGCAGCUCUGCCUGUACUAGUGCACAUAUUCCGGAGGAUGGUAUCUUUAUCUUUGCCAAUACUCUACACACCCAUCUUGUUGGUGUGGGGUUGACUGUUCAUCACAUACGGAGAAAUGAGACUUGUGGUGAUAAUGGAUGGAAAGAGCUCGAGCCAAUCGAUCAGAAUUUGCAGUACGAUUUCAACUUCCAACAAACGGUUCAUCUUCCAGAGCUUAUUAAUGUUAAGCCAGGAGAUAUCUUGCGACUGGAGUGCAUCUAUAACACUGAAGACAAAGAUGGUGUUACUUUGGGUGGUGAGAGCACAUUGGAAGAGAUGUGUCUGACAUUCUUGCAGUUUUAUCCAAGAAUUGAUCUGUCUUCUUGUUUUUCGUUUAUUUCAUCCACCGAUCCUAGGGCCUUUCAACCCUUCCUGAGUGAUUCACUAACUCCAGAGCAGAGGGUAGCUUUGCAGACUGCAGCCAUAAGUGGUAGUACAACUGCAGUUGAGAAUGCUCUAAACGACAUCAGUUGGACAUCCGAUGCGGUUGCCUCACUGCAAUCUAGUGUUGUCAAUGGGCCAGUUAUUGAUUUUUGUGUCCCACAAAAUCCUCGAAGGGAAAAUGUAAUGUCUGAGUCUUUCCCCAAUGGCCUCCAACCAAUAGAGUGUGAGUACCAAGCUCCCGACCCUCGGGCUGGUAUCUGUGACAGCGGUGCCGGAAAUGUGGUGGCUAACAUGAUGCUUCUAGUGGUCGCUAUAACCAUAGGAAUAAUGAUGUAAACUGAAGUGUAUAUAAAGAACAGUUUAGAACAUGUUGCGACUAGAAUCUUAGAACCUUAAAAAACACGAUAAUUCGAUCUGAUUAACUAUAGGAACUGAUAAGAAGUUCUUUUAAUUUCCAGAAGUAAUUUUUACACAUUAUUUUUAAUAUUGAUCUGCAUGUAUACUGAUUGGGAUAAUUAUA